This is a messenger RNA of Dictyostelium purpureum, 861 nucleotides long. RefSeq lists its product as uncharacterized. Lineage: Eukaryota; Evosea; Eumycetozoa; Dictyosteliales; Dictyosteliaceae. The transcript has 2 exons. Gene Ontology annotation, biological process: vesicle-mediated transport. The coding region runs from base 1 to 861 and encodes 286 amino acids. The record is from RefSeq and is a predicted model, not a curated record. Gene Ontology annotation, cellular component: membrane.
AUGAAUAAUAAUAAUAAUAAAAGAGAGAGUAAUAUUCUCACCAUUAAAAAUGAUAUAGAAAAUAGUUUAGAAUCAUUUAAUAAAAACAAUACAAAUUUAGACAGUAAAUACAAUGAAGAUUUAUAUUCAUUUAGUUUAGAAGAAGAAAAGAAGUUUAUUAAAGAUAUUAAACUUUUAUCAGAUGAAAAUAUCAAUAUUAUAAAAAAUUUAAAGACAAUUUUACUUUUUAAAGAGGAGCAUAACAAUAAAGAAGAGUGUCUUGAAGAGUUAAAAAACCAGUUUAUAGAUACUUUAAAAAACUCAAUUAAAUAUUUUUAUAAAGGGCAAUGUUUCUAUAAAGAAAGAUUGACAUUGAAAAUGUUUAAACAAUACAGAACCAUAAAACCAGAUUUAAAAGAUGAUGAAAUUUUAAAAGCACUUCAAGACAGCUCACCAGAUCAAAUAUUCUUCAAGACAAGUUUUGGUUUUAACUUUAGUGAUAGCUCUAAAUCUGCACUAGUUUAUAUUCAAUAUCGACACCAUGAUUUAAAAACAUUAAAUUUAACUAUCAAAGAAAUUCAAUCAGUUUCAAAAGAAUUAAAUAUUAACUGGGAUCUAUCGGUCGAAUGGUCAUCGUUCUCAAUUAAUAAAUAUAAAAACCAUAGUACCAAUAAUAAUAAUAAUAACAACUAUAACUCCAAUUCACCAACGGUAAGAUCAUCAAUUUCAAUCGGUGGUAAUAUUUACAAUAAUGAUGAAACAAAGAAAAGAAAAGAGGAAGAAGAGGCAAAGAAUAGGGUUUUUAUGCUAAAGAAGAAACUAAGAGCAACAUCAACUGCAAGAAGAUUCUUAUUUUUUAAUAUUUGGUGUUGUGAUGAAUAA